UCUGUUCCGUCAAAGUUCAAAAUUUAAAAUUUGGCCAGUUCGUUGUUUCAUGAGUACCGAAUUCAAAUAUUUAGGUUCUUUAACUCAUUAAUUUAUAAAUAUGAAUAGUAUGAUGAAUCUAAAACACAUCGAUGCUAUUCCUUUGCCAUACAGAGUAGUUUUUUCCGAGUUUAUAUGUUUUAAUCGUAUGCAAUCUCAAGUGUUGGAUGCCAUUUUGCAUUCAGAUGAGUCUCUAGUUAUAUCAGCACCUACGGGUUCUGGCAAAACGGUUGUUUUUGAAUUAGGAAUUAUUAAAUUGCUUUUGGAAUGCGGAAGUAGUUUUCCAGAUUUUAAAAUCGUUUAUAUUUCACCAAUAAAAUCUCUGUGUCACGAACGGCUCGUAGAUUGGGUCAAAAAAUUUUCUCGAUUCGGUAUUAAUUGCGUUUGCGUAACAGGCGAUUCCGAUAAUAUAGAUUAUCACCAACUGAUCAAUCACAAUUUGAUUAUUUCUACGCCAGAAAAAUGGGACAGCUUGACCCGAAAAUGGAGAGAUAACGAAACGUUCGUAAAAGAGGUGAAAUUAUUUAUGAUCGACGAGGUUCAUUUACUCAAUGACGACGACAGAGGUUCGACCUUGGAAGUUAUUGUUAGUAGAAUGAAAACCGUUCAAAAUUCUAUGGCCAGAAACGUUUGCCAGAUUCGUUUUAUGGCAGUUUCAGCGACCAUCGGUAACAUCGAAGAUAUCGCAGAAUGGUUAGAAUACAGCAAAGUUUUUCAAUUUCCAAAUGAAAUGCGACCCGUACAAUUAAAAACAUUGGUGUUGGGUUAUCCCAGCCAGAAUGCCUCAUCUCCCUUUAAGUUUGAUCUGUCUCUCAAUUACAGACUUCAAAAUUUGAUUAUACAACACUCUGAAGGACAACCCACAUUGAUAUUCUGUAGCACGAGGAAAAGCGUUGAAAUGACGGCCAGACAUUUGAUUCAAACGCUCAAAAUCCAAAUCAGCCCCAAUCAAUGCCAAAAACUCGUUACUAUUUGCGAUACCAUCUCCGACAUUAAAAUCAAAGAAUCUAUAAAGCAUGGCAUUGGAAUUCAUCACGCAGGUAUGAGCGUAGAUAUUCGCCAUACGGUGGAAACGGCGUUUCGAGAAGGACAUCUGCCGAUUUUGGUGGCGACCAGCACAUUGGCGAUGGGCGUGAACUUGCCCGCCCAUUUGGUGAUCAUCAAGUCGACGAAAUACUACAGCAACGGCAGCUAUCAAGACUACUCGUCGACGGCUAUUCACCAAAUGAUCGGUCGGGCUGGUCGGCCGCAAUUCGAUACUAGCGCUACCGCUUUGAUUUUGACCACCAACGAAAGCAAGAAAAAAAUCGAAAGACAACUUAAUUCGAACGAACCAGUGGAGUCGAACCUUCACAAACAUCUUACCGAACAUUUGAAUGCCGAAGUCGUGUUGGGUACUAUCACCGGACUGGACGUAGCCAUGCACUGGUUAGCAUCUACCUUUUUGUACAUAAGAGCUAGGAAAAACCCCAAACAUUACGGCUUACCGCAGACCUGCAGGCAGGAUCAGUUAGAUAAGAAAUUGAUGGAAAUAUUUCAAAUCGAUUUGAACAAACUAAUGCGAGUAGGGAUGAUAACGAUGGAUGAAAAAAUCAAUGUAACACCAACGAUGACUGGUCGAUUGAUGGCGAGAUAUUACGUCGACUUUGAAACGAUGAAAAUGUUUACUCAGAUAAGUGGCACUGAAGUGUUCAUUCAAAUUUUGGCGCUGAUAUCAAAAUGUCAGGAAUUUUCGGAAAUGCGUUUAAGAGUGAACGAUAAGAAAUCGUUGAAUUUGUUGAACCGGAAUUCGAAAAAACAGACCAUACGGUUUCCACUUAAUGGCAAAAUUAAAACUUGGGACAUGAAAGUUAAUUGCAUCAUUCAGGCAGUACUUGGAAAUUUAGAAAUAACAGACUCCUCUAUACAAACAGAAUCUUACUUGAUACUUAGAAACGGACAACGCAUAAUAAAAUGUUUGAUAGACUACUUGAGCCUGAGGAACCAAAAUUGCUACAACGCGCUUCUUCAUUCGAUCGUCUUGGGAAAAUGUUUGCACGCCAAAUUGUGGGAAGAUUCACCGUUCGUCAGCAAACAGUUGAACGGGAUCGGAAGUAUCCUAGCCACGCAGCUGGCGAACGCGGGAAAAACCACUUUCGAAAAAAUAUUGGAGUCCAGUCCUCGCGAAAUUGAAUUGUUUGUCAAAAGGAAGCCUCCGUUCGGUAAUUAUCUCUUGGACGAAGUGCGAAAUAUUCCGAGAUAUUCUAUGAUUUUAGAAAAGUGCCAUCAAGGAUUAAAAAUAAUGAUAUUAUUGGAAAAUGUUUCUGAUGUUUCUAAAAAAUGUACAGUCAAUUUGUCAUCCUUAAUGUAUCUCAUAGUGGGAAACAACUUCAACGAAAUAUUGGCAUAUGAGAAGUAUCAAGUUUCGUACACUAUAGACAAUCCUACAAUAACGAAAUUUAUUAAUCUAAAGUCCUCUGAAGAUCUAGAAUUUGUGGAAGCAAAUUUGAUUAGCGCAGAGUGGGUUGGAAUAGACCGUAACUGCAAAGUACUGUUUUCAAAUGAAAAUAAAUUCGGCGAUGGCCCAAAUAGUCCAAAGAUCGUUGAAAAAAAUCCCGGAAAUAAGGAAUCGUCUUAUAUUCAGACGUUUCUAGAUAUUUAUAUGAAGAUUAAAAAGCCAAUCAAACAGAAAAAGGGCGAAAAAAAUCCAAAAAUGCCUUCGAAAGAAAUCGACAAUAAUAUUCAAUUAAAAAAACAACCCGAUAAUAAAAAAAUGUUUAUGGAAUAUCCGGAGAAUCAAAUAAAAAUGUUGUACGAUCAAUUGAUUAAUAAUAAACCGGAUAAUUCCAAAAAUGAGGAGAACAAUAAGGAAAAACUAUCUUUACCGAAAAAUCUAACAGACACCGAAUUAGAUGACAUACUGGAAGAUCACAAAAUAAUUACGGCGUACAAAAAUGCUGAAAUAUCGGGUAAAUUGGACAAUGAAAAAGCAGCAGAGGGAUUUUAUAACUUAUCUAAUAGCAGCGUUGGAGAUAAUUUCGAAGCAGAGGAGGAAAUCGUUUAUUCUAAUAACGAUGUUCAAGAUUACGAAGAGAUCAUCGAUUGUAAUGACGACAGGAAAGAUUACGAGGGCGCUACUGUGGCCGUUGAAUCGAAUAACGUUGAAGAGGAUGUCGAUAAGUGUGAGGAAAAUGGUAAAAAUAGCGGAAAAGAUGACUGUGGUGGAAAUGUUAACGUCGAGUUAACAGAUAUUUUACCAGAAGAACUGGAAGAAAUCUUUAAUUGCAGCAGUCCGAUGUUUUCUGAUUCGGAAACAUGCGUAACUAAAAACGUAAAUGAGAAUGAAGAAACCGGGAACGUUGUCGAAGAGAAGGAGAAAUUGGAUCUGAAUGCACUGACUAAAACCGAUCCUGUUUUAUUUUCGAUUGCGCAAAAAUAUUUGACUGAUGUAGAUAGCGAAGAGAGAAGUAUUAUUAGUAAACCGUCAAAACAAGGCGCGACGCAUAAUAAUACUUUGAAAAACAUCUUGAAUUUUAGAGGGAAGAGAAAACGGAAAUCAGACGAACUUCAUCCAACCGAGGAACUGGAAGAAUAUAUCCAUAAAGAAGAGCACGAAAAGAAAAGCUUUUUAAAUACGUUCAGGAAACCGACGAAAAAGAAAUUAUCAAAUGAUAGCCAAGUUGAUAAUUUUCCCGAAUCGACGAUCACAGGUCCGGCUUAUAAGAUAACGGAAAUAUUAGAACCGAAUUCGCGCCGGUCGGCGAAAAAUUCCAAUUUCAAUAAUUUGGAGAAUCAGAAAAGCAUUAAAUGGCGAUCGCCCUUGGUAUUUUCUCCGGGCAUGAAAUUUUCUCCGAAGAUCAAUCACAAGAAUAUGUUCGGUGCUAAUAAAGCCGAAUUCGAAUACCAAAAUGAAAGAUACAAUGAAUCGUUCGAAACUACAUUAUCUUCGGCCUCUUCCAAAAACUCGAAAAACUUUUCGAUGAAGCUCCCCAGCAACAACAACAAAACGCCUACCAGACGCUCCACCAAAUCCGAUCAGAACAUUUUCAAAUCGUUCACGGCUUCGAGCGCGACCCCUUUCCCGCUCAGCGACAAAGAGUACGAACAUUCCUUGGAGUCUAACAAAUCCAAAAUUAUCAAUACCCUCGAACAGUUCACAGAUAUUUGCUCCUCGCAGCUGUUGGACACCUUCAAUUUAAAAGAUUCCAAGGAGUCGUCGAACGUAUCGACGUUACCUCUGAGCGAUAAAGAUUGCAAUACGAAAGCCAGAACCGGUAAGGUAAUCGUAAACGAGUCGGAUUUGUAUUCACCACGGCUAAAGACGAAAGAUAACACGUUUACGCCGAGAAAAUUGAGGCAAAAUAAUCCUGAGAGUGCCGGUGAUUAUUUUUCGCAACUGGUACCACAACACCAGUCGCAAAAACUGUUUAAGACUGAGAUGGAGAGUUCGCAGCAAACCAUUAUUGAAAACAAUGAGAAUAUAGAGUACGAAGACGAACAAUUAGAGCAGGAAAGAUUUCGCUGUGAGAUAGAAGCUCCACGGCCCCAGCACCAUCAAAUCCUAUCCCAAAACAAACCGUUAACCUUCGACCGUCCUAACAACGAAAUCAGAACCAGAUCCGAGGAGUACAUCAACUCAAAAAUACGGGAAAACUAUCCAGUAUAUUCAGAAUUCGAGCCAUCUACCAGCAGCAGUAGCAGGUACUUUAUGGCGCCAACUAUGGGUAGCAGAGAGUACAUCGAAUACGAUACUGGUGCCGCCAGCGCCGGUUUGAAUUCCAGUUUUAGACCUGUGGCGAUGGAGCGGAGCGCGCCAAAACCCAGCAUGCACUAUUCCCAUUAUGUAGAUCCCGUCAAUUUCGGUUACCACCCGAGUUACGGGCAGUACGUGCGACCGCCCUGUUGCGAGUACCCCAAGGUCCUGCAUAGGAAUCUACCCGUUGGGUACGUGGAGUUGCCGCCGGUCGACCCCAAUUUGAUUGCCACCAGAUGCCCUCCUCCCGGUUAUCAGCCAGAAGCGAUUCAGAUGACCCCGUUCAAGAGAAGGCUUUCAGAAGAGGAGUACCCCGAAAACGUGGGACAAGAGUUGUCGAGGACCAACCCGAUGGUGUCGACUAGACACGUUUACGCCGAUACCAUAGAACAUGAUUUGAACAGUUCUUUCGCGAUGAGACAUCCCUCGUAUCCCGUUCCAUAUCAGGGACAAAAUUAUCCAUGUUCCGUUUCGUAUGGGUCGAACGCGGGGUACGCGUUUUCUUAUUCCAGGGAACGGCCCCAUCCCUACGGGUACGUAGCUGAAACUCCGGGAUUUCCUAUAGUUGAUAAAGACUAUGUUAUGAAUAAAUAUUGGGGUUCGCUAAAUACCCAACAAUAGUUAUAAAUUUAAUUUUUAUUUGAAGUUUUUCUAAUUUAUUUGGAGUUUAUAAUUGUUAACUUAAUUAAAAUUACCGUUAAGAAUAAAUAAAUUUAUUAUUGUACCUAGGUACUAAAUUGAUUAUCAACUGUGUGUUGUUUUAAUUAAUAUAUAAUUAUUUUCG
Molecule: messenger RNA, 5555 nt
Organism: Psylliodes chrysocephalus
Lineage: Eukaryota; Metazoa; Arthropoda; Insecta; Coleoptera; Chrysomelidae
Source: the annotation of a GenBank genome assembly